This is a messenger RNA of Arachis stenosperma, 819 nucleotides long. Its product is annotated as cystinosin homolog. The record is from RefSeq and is a predicted model, not a curated record. The transcript has 8 exons. The coding region runs from base 1 to 819 and encodes 272 amino acids. Gene Ontology annotation, molecular function: L-cystine transmembrane transporter activity. NCBI's taxonomy places the organism in Eukaryota, Viridiplantae, Streptophyta, Magnoliopsida, Fabales, Fabaceae. Gene Ontology annotation, biological process: L-cystine transport. Gene Ontology annotation, cellular component: vacuolar membrane.
AUGGGAAUAGCAUGGAAUUCUCAUACCCUUGAAGUUGCAUACAGAGUGUUAGGAUGGACUGGUUUCUUUCUUUGGUCCUGCAGUUUCUACCCUCAGCUUCUCUUGAAUUUCUUUAGGAAGAGUGUGGUUGGAUUGAAUUUCAAUUAUUUGUUGUUGAACAAUACCAAGCACACCUUGUAUCUCAUCUACAACACUUCCUUGUACUUCAGCUCUUCUGUGCGGUUUCAGUAUCAUCUCAAAUAUGGCUUCGACCAGAUGGUACCUGUUGCUGCAAAUGAUGUUGCAUUCUCAACACAUGCUGUUUUAUUGACGGGAGUAUUACUGUUUCAAUGUGCAAUAUAUGAGCGUGGGAAUCAAUCACUAUCAAAAGUGACCAUAGGGAUCAUCUCUUUGGUGUGGAUUAUUGUCGGAGUUUGUUCCUUCAUAUCACUUCCUACUAAAUCUUGGCUUUGGCUUAUCUCCGUUUUCAACACAAUGCAAGUAAUUUUGGCAGUCAUCAAAUAUAUUCCACAGGCAGUUAUGAAUUUCAUGAGAAAGAGCACAGAUGGGUUUAGCAUUGGAAACGUGCUGCUUGAUUUCUCAGGAGGAGUCACAAAUUAUGCCCAAAUGGUUGCACAGUCAAUUGAUCAAAAUUCUUGGGUGAACUUCUCUGGUAACAUUGGCAAAGUGUUACUAUCCCUGGUUUCUGUAUUCUUUGAUGUUCUUUUCAUGUGUCAACACUACUUCUUGUAUCCUUCAAAGAAAGCAGCAUCAAUUAGAGUGAAAGAGCCCCUUAUUAAGUCACCACUUGGGUCACCUGUGCCAUUGGAAAGAGUUUAG